AUGGCAGCGGCUAGAAGAAGAAACCAUUGGAGGCUUGUCACUGCCCCCGUCCUGCUAGUGCUACUACUCGCCUCACCAUGCCGAUGCACAGGCGCUGCACCGGCGACGACGAUGAACGCCACCACAGACGACGACUUGCGAGCUCUCCUCUCCUUCAAGGCCCUCAUCAACGGCGACCCGGAGGGGGCGCUCUCCUCGUGGGUGAACACCAGCGACCCCUGCGGAGGCUGGCGGGGCGUGGGGUGCCACUCGCUCCGGCACCCUCGCCGCGUCACCAGCGUGGAGCUCACGUCCUCCGGCCUGUCCGGCACGGUGUCCCCCUACCUCGCCAACCUGACCUUCCUCCGCACGCUCAACCUGUCAGGCAACCUCCUCGCCGGCACCAUCCCACGGGAGCUCGGCUCCCUGCGUCGCCUCUCCGAGCUUGACCUUAGCGACAACAACCUGCAAGGUGAGAUCCCUUCGUCCCUCACGCGCUCCUCCAGACUUCGUGCACUACUUCUGGGGCGCAACAGCCUGGUGGGAGAGAUCCCCGCCAACUUGAGCCACUGUCGCCACCUCGAGGUCUUGGACGUUGGCGUCAACAACCUCACCGGCCAAGCUCAUCCACUGCUACUUGGCCUCGCCUCUCUCUCCAACCUCAAGAAGCUUCGCCUCUACACCAACAAUAUCGUGGGCACCAUCCCUUGCUCUCUUGGAAACCUUACAUCUCUAGUGAUUUUGAGCAUGGGUAGAAACAGAUUAGUAGGCGAGAUACCAGAAUCCUUUGGACAAAUGACCAAGUUGCGGUAUCUCCAUUUAGCCUUCAAUGAGCUCUCGGGCACCAUCCCGGCAUCCAUCUUUAACUUGUCUUCAAUCAGACAGAUCCAGCUGAGUCACAAUGAUUUGUCUGGUGUUAUCCCGAAUGAUGUUGGAUCUACUCUCCCAAACCUCGAGUUUUUGUUGCUCUAUUCUUGCAAUUUCCAUGGAAGGAUUCCCGGCUCAUUAGGAAAUGCUUCUCAACUCGUAAUGAUUGAACUUGCCAACAAUCAGCUCCAUGGAUCUGUGCCACUCAACAUUGGCAGCUUGAGAAACCUCGAGGUGCUGGCACUAGAGAAUAACCAGCUACUAGAAGCAAGUUGGCAAAAGGAUUGGGACCUACUGGCAUCCUUAGCAAACUGCACUCAGCUUUUCGCACUGGCCCUAUCCUCUAAGCGUUUCCGGGGUCCAUUUCCACCAUCCAUUGCGAAUCUAUCUUCAAUUGAGAUGAUGUAUCUCGAGGGUAACAGCAUAUAUGGCGAAAUCUCUCCAGAUAUCACAAAGCUUGAGAAACUUACCAACUUCCAAAUUGGUGGCAACUUGUUAACCGGCACAAUACCGGAAACAAUUGGGGAGCUUCACGACCUUCAAGUCCUAGAAUUAUUCGGGAACAACAUUCAGGGACUAAUCCCUUCUACAAUUGGUAACCUCACACGCCUGUUCCGUCUUGUCCUUUCUCACAAUAACUUGAUGGGAUCCAUUCCUACAAGUUUUGGAUGGCUGGACCGCAUGGCCAGUCUAGACUUAUCACACAACCAACUGAGAGGUACUAUACCAACACAACUAGUCAGCCUCACCUCUUUAACCAAGAAACUGGAUCUUUCUCAUAACUUUCUUCAUGGUCAAAUCCCAUUUGAGAUAGGAAGUUUAAUAAACCUGGUGCAGCUCGAUUUUUCAAACAAUAAACUAUCAGGAGAGAUUCCCUCACCUCUUGGAAAAUGUACUGAGCUUGCCAGUCUUGGUCUCCAAAAUAACAUCCUCACUGGUCGCAUCCCCCUAUCACUUGGUAGCUUGAAAGGGAUACAAGAAGUAGAUCUUUCAGGAAACAACUUGACUGGACAAAUUCCAACUUUCUUUGACUCCUUGCCCUUCUUGGUUUACAUGAAUAUCUCCUACAACAACCUUGACGGUCCCAUUCCAGUAAGUGGUGUCUUUAGCAAUGCAAGUAGAAUCUUCUUGGCCGGCAAUCAGGUGUGCGGUGGUAUUCCACAGUUACAUCUCCCACACUGCACUCCCAAAUCAUCCGAUGGUAAGAAGCAUACACCAAGGAGAUAUUUGCUCAUCAUCAUAUGCACUGUUUUCGGAGCAUUAUCAAUAUUUGUUAUGCUCUUCCUAUAUGGCAUGUGCCGGUGCUCUAAAAGGCAACAGGGGGAGGGGCUGCAACCACUUUCAGAGGAUAAUCAUUGGCAAGUCUCAUUCCUUGAUCUACAGAGAGCAACGAACCAUUUCUCUCCAGAUAGUCUUGUUGGGACGGGAAGUUUUGGAGCUGUGUACAGAGCAACUUUGCACAACAGGGAGGUUGCAAUAAAGGUGCUGAACCUUUUGCAACAAGGGGCCGAGGGAAGUUUCCUGCGCGAAUGUCAUGCCUUGAGAAGCAUGCGUCAUCGGAAUCUUGUAAAGAUCAUUACGGUGUGCACAAGUGUUGACCACCAAGGAAAUGAUUUCAAAGCUUUGGUGUAUGAGUUCAUGCGCAACGGGGACCUUGACAGUUGGCUACAUACAAGUCAAGUCAUGGAGGGUGAAGCACCAAGGAUGUUGACCAUGGUGCAAAGGGUGAACACUGCACUCGAUAUUGCCCAAGCACUUGAUUAUCUGCACAACCGGGGUCAAUCACCAAUUGUUCAUUGCGAUAUGAAGCCAAGCAAUGUGCUUCUAGACAAUGACAUGGUCGCACACGUAGGGGAUUUUGGGCUAUCACGAUUUGUUGAUAAGAUGAUGAACAGCGGCUCAACGGAGGAUCCAAAUGCUGGAAGAUCUUCUGGAAUUAGAGGAUCCAUCGGAUAUAUUGCUCCAGAAUACGGGAUGGGUGGGGAAGUCUCCAUUGAUGGUGAUGUAUACAGCUACGGAGUGAUCCUUCUUGAGAUGUUCACGGGAAAGAGUCCCACGGAUGGCAUGUUCCAAGGGGACCAUACUCUGCGAUUCUAUGUUGCGUCAAACUAUCCGGACAGAGUUACUGAAAUUGUUGACCCAGCAUUGUUACAAGCCGAGCAAUGCAGCGGAAUUACAAAGAGGAUACCAGAGGAUACCAGGUUACAAGGGUGCCUAGUGGCGGUCUUCCACGUUGGGUUACAAUGCACGGAGGAAUCACCAAGAACAAGAAUGAGCAUCAGAGAUGCCAUAAAUGAGCUGUAUUAUGAUGUGGCCAUCAGCGCUGAAGUUCUUGUAUCAUGUCCGAACAUUGCUCUAGCUACACCGGACCGGAAGGAGUUUCAAGUGGCAGGACAAAGGAGAAAGACAACCCGUAUUUUAGGAGAUGUUCCAUGUGCUAUGGAGGAUAAGGGAAUGAACUUGGGUCAUGAUAAUUUGAUGCAACAAGUUUUAAUUGGUUCAAUGCUGCUCCAUAUUACUCAACCGUAG
Molecule: messenger RNA, 3375 nt
Organism: Triticum turgidum subsp. durum (durum wheat)
Lineage: Eukaryota; Viridiplantae; Streptophyta; Magnoliopsida; Poales; Poaceae
Source: the annotation of a GenBank genome assembly